Molecule: messenger RNA, 9046 nt
Organism: Xenopus laevis (African clawed frog)
Lineage: Eukaryota; Metazoa; Chordata; Amphibia; Anura; Pipidae
Gene: dock5.L
Product: dedicator of cytokinesis 5 L homeolog
Exons: 52
Coding region: 182-5710 (1842 amino acids)
Biological process (GO): cell migration; small GTPase-mediated signal transduction; myoblast fusion
Cellular component (GO): membrane; plasma membrane; cytoplasm
Molecular function (GO): guanyl-nucleotide exchange factor activity; small GTPase binding
Source: RefSeq, a predicted model, not a curated record
CCGCCCGUCCUUACUGAGAAGGGUAAGCCAGCUCCUCCUACCCUGGACUUCCUAACCACGCCCCCUCUUCAAUCCGUGCGAAAGUGAGUCACUGAAUGAUGGUGGAGCGCGGCGGGCAGGGGGGAGGGAAGGAGUCCGGCGGCUGCACGAUAGCUCUGUAGGGAGCCCUCCCUCUGCCAAAAUGGCCCGCUGGAUUCCCACGAAGAGGGAGAAGUUUGGAGUGGCCAUUUACAACUUCCAGGCGACACAGGAGGAAGAGCUGAGCCUGCAGGUGGGAGACACGGUGCAGAUUCUGGAGACCUAUGAAGGAUGGUACCGCGGGUCCACACUAAGGCAUAAAGGCAAGAAGGGUAUCUUUCCAUCUACCUAUAUUCACGUGAAAGAGGUGACUGAGGAUAAAGGGCUCCAUGAUCAGGCAGUGCCCAGUGAGCUGCCCUUGGUACAGGAGCUUACUGCCACCCUGCGAGAAUGGGGAAAUCUCUGGCACUCUCUCUAUGUGCACAACAGUCGGCUGCAGUUCAGCCAGAUACAAGAAAUGCUGUCCCUACUGAUGGAAUGGCGCUCCCAGAUCUUGUCUGGAACCCUGCCCAAGGACGAUCUGGCUGAACUGAAGAAGAAAGUGACAGCAAAGAUAGACUAUGGCAACCGCAUCCUUGGGUUGGACCUGGUGGUGAGAGAUGAAAAUGGAAACAUCCUGGAUCCCGAUGAAACCAGCAUCAUCACUUUGUAUCGCUCCCAUGAAUCUGCAUCUCGGCGGAUUGAAGAACGAAUUCAGGAGGAAAAGUCCCAACUGCAGCCUCUGGAUUCUAGGAGUUCUGCCAUUCUGCAUAUGGCCCACACCUACAGUCUCUAUGUGAAUCUUAAGAACUUUGUAUGUAAUAUGGGGGAAGAUGCUGAGCUGCUCAUGAGUCUCUAUGACCCAGAUGACUCCCGCUUUAUCAGUGAGAAUUUUCUGGUACGUUGGAGCAGUUCUGGAAUGCCAAAGGAUAUUGAAAAACUCAACAAUCUACCGGCUGUGUUCACAGACCUCAGCAGUUCAGAUUUGAUUCGUCCCCGGAUUAGCCUUGUGUGCCAGAUUGUGCGCGUAGGCCACAUGGAGUUGAAGGAUGGCAAGAAGCACACAUGCGGUCUUCGGCGGCCCUUUGGAGUUGCGGUGAUGGAUAUUUCUGAUGUGAUCCAUGGGAAAGUGGAUGAUGAGGAGAAGCAACAUUUCAUCCCUUUUCAGCAAAUGACCAAGGAAAACUACAUCAGUCAGCGGCAACUCAUAAUGUCUCCUCUGAUGGCCUCUCGCGCAAUAGCGGAGAACGAGCCGCUGACUGCUAUCUACAACAAGGUGAUCGCGGCCAAAGAAGUCAACCACAAGGGGCAGGGACUUUGGAUUUCCCUGAAGCUUCUACCUGGGGACCUGACUCAGGUGAUGAAAGAAUAUUCUCACCUGGUGGACAGAUCUACUGCCGUAGCGCGGAAAAUGGGAUUCCCGGAGAUUAUUCUUCCUGGAGAUGUUCGGAAUGACAUAUAUGUCACUCUAAUCCAGGGGGAGUUUGACAAGGGCAAGAAAAAGACCCCUAAAAAUGUGGAAGUCACACUAUCUGUGCAUGAUCAGGAUGGGACCCUAAUAGAGAAAGCCAUACAUCCUGGAGCCGGGCAUGAGGGCCUUACAGAAUAUAAGUCGGUCGUAUAUUACCAGGUGAAACAGCCAUGUUGGUAUGAGACUGUCAAGGUCUCAAUCCCCAUUGAGGACGUCAGUCAUUGCCACCUGCGUUUCACUUUUCGGCAUCGAUCGUCGCAGGAAUCUCGAGAUAAAUCUGAAAAGGUGUUUGGCAUGGCCUUUGUCAGGCUGAUGAACACAGAUGGAACAACGCUUAGGGACAGAAUCCAUGAUCUCGUUAUUUAUAAGGCUGACAGCAAGAAAUCUGAUGAUGCUAGGCUUUAUUUGAUGCUGCCGGGUACUAAAGAGGAGGAGGAUGAAGAAGGCAGGUCGCAAAGGAGUCAUUCGGCUAGUAUUACCCCAGCCAAGGACAGCUUCCAAACUGGCACUCUCAUCUGUUCCACAAAACUUACCCAAAAUGUGGAUUUGCUUGGCCUUUUAAACUGGCGCUCAAAUUCCAGGCCGGUCUCCAAAGCUCUACGCAAGCUGAUGGAAGUUGACGGGGGUGAGAUCAUGAAGUUCCUCCAAGAUACUUUGGACGCUCUAUUUAACAUUAUGAUGGAGACCCCAGACAAGGAGAGUUGUGACGUUCUUGUGUUUGAUGCCCUGGUUUUUAUCAUUUCCCUGAUUGCAGAUAUUAAGUUCCAGCACUUUAACCCUGUCCUGGAGACAUAUAUCACAAAGCAUUUUAGCACCACGUUGGCUUAUGAGAGGUUAAUAAAAGUCCUUAGUUGGUACGUGAGGAGUGCAGAUGAUCUGUGCCGCCAGGAAAUGCUGUUUUCCUCCCUUAAAGCCAUAAAAUACCUGUUCAGAUUUAUCAUCCAAUCACGGAUCUUGUACCUGAGGUUUUACGGUCAGGGCGAGGGCCGAGAUCAGUUCAACGAUUCAAUUCGCCAGCUCUUUCUGUCUCUAAAUGAGCUGAUGGACCGACCGCUGGACAAGGCUGUAAAGAUCAAGGCUGCUGCUCUCAAAUACUUGCCUGGGAUUAUAAAUGACCUGAAAACUGUCUUUGAUCCAGUGGAACUCAGUGUCCUUUUUGCAAAGUUCGUGCAAAGUGUCCCCACCAGCCAACUCGUCCAUCAGACUCUAACGUGUAUGAGCAAAGUGGUGGAAAGUGACCUCUUCCUGCAGUCAGACUGCAGAGAUGCUCUACUGCCUCUCCUCAUUGACCAGCUAAGUGGACAACUGGAUGAUAAUUAUGCUAAACCCGACCACGAAGCUUGCGGGCAGCUCUUGAGCAACGUAAUAGAAGUUCUGCAGAGCAAAGAGGUGGGGGAAACAUCACUCCACAUUCAGCUCAUCAUGGAGCGACUUCUUCGAAGGAUAAAUAGGACAGUGAUUGGCAUGAGCCGACAGUCACCCCACAUAGGCUCUUUUGUAGCAUGCAUGACUGCUCUGCUCAGACAAAUGGAUGAUUACCACUAUGACUACUACAUCAGCACAUUCCGCACCAGACAUGACAUUAUUGAUUUCCUGAUGGAAACGUUCAUUCUGUUCAAAGAUCUGAUUGGGAAGAGAGUUUAUCCCAAGGACUGGAUGCUGAUGACCAUGACACAGAACAAGGUUUUUCUCCGAGCCAUAACCAGAUUUGCUGCUGUUCUGAACAAACUGUUUCUGGAUGAGACCAGCUUCGAACUCCAGCUGUGGAAUAAUUUCUUCCAUUUGGCGGUAUCCUUCCUCACCCACGAGUCCCUACAGCUGCACAGGUUCUCCGAGGAGAAGCGGAAGAAAAUCCUCAGCAAAUAUGGAGACAUGAGGAAGGAGAUCGGGUUGAAGAUCAGAGACAUGUGGUAUAACCUGGGGCCUCAUAAGAUCAAGUUUAUUCCUUCUAUGGUGGGUCCGGUCCUGGAGGUGACGCUGACUCCAGAGACAGAUCUGCGCAAGGCGACCAUUCCGAUCUUCUUUGAUAUGAUGCAGCAUGAGCACAACUUCAGCGGGAGCGGCCAUUUUCACAUGUUUGAAAAUGAAUUAAUUACUCGCCUUGACCAGGAAGUAGAGGGAGGACGAGGGGACCGGCAGUACAAGGACCUCCUGGAGAGGCUUUUGCUGGAGAACUGCCGAAAGCACAAGUAUCUCUCCGGGUCAGGAGAAGUCUUUACGGUGCUGGUGAGCAGCCUGCUGGAGAAUCUGCUUGACUAUCGCACCAUCGCCAAUGACGAGAGUGAGGAGAAUCGCAUGAGCUGCACAGUCAACCUCCUGAAUUUCUACAAAGAGAAGAAACGAGAAGAUAUUUACAUCAGGUAUCUGUACAAACUGCGAGAUCUACACCUGCGCAAAGAAAACUACAAUGAAGCGGCUUAUACCCUGCUACUGCAUGCAGAGCUACUACAGUGGUCGGAGAAGCCGUGCGCCCCUCACUUGCUGCAGAGAGACAGCUACACCGUAUACACCCAGCAGGAACUCAAGGAGAGGCUCUACCAUGAGAUCAUUUCCUUCUUUGACAAGGGAAAAAUGUGGGAGCAGGCAAUCAUACACAGCAAGGAGCUUAUUGACAUGUAUGAGAACCAGAUCUUUCACUAUGAGGCCCUCAGUGUUUUGUUGAACAAGCAGGCCGGGUUCUACCAGAACAUCAUGCGCUCUUUAAGGCUGCAGUCUGAGUAUUUUGCCGUGGGUUAUUAUGGGCAAGGAUUUCCAUCCUUUUUACGGAACAAAAUUUUUAUUUAUCGAGGGAAAGAAUAUGAGCGCCUGGAGGACUUUAAUCUGUGGCUCCUCAAUCAGUUCCCCAAUGCGGAGAAACUUUCCAGCAGCUCUCCCCCAGGAGACGAGAUCCGGAACUCAACCAAGCAAUAUGUACAGUGCUUCACUGUCAAACCCCUGAUGAACCUCCCGUCUCGGUACAAAGAGAAGCUGGUUCCAGAGCAGAUACUCGGUUACUAUCGCUAUAACGAGGUGCAGAGGUUUUCUUACUCCAGACCCUUCCGCAGAGGAGAGAAAGACCCAGACAAUGAAUUUGCGACCAUGUGGAUUGAGAGGACCACGUUUACAACAGCGUAUAAACUGCCUGGAAUUCUAAAAUGGUUUGAAGCUAAACACUUUGACACUGAAGAGAUCAGCCCCCUGCAGAAUGCAAUAGAGACAAUGGAACUGACCAAUGAGAAGAUCAGUCACUUGGUUCAGCAGCACAGGGCCGACCAGAGCCUCCCCUUGCAUCCGCUCUCUAUGCUCCUCAAUGGCAUUGUGGAUCCAGCCGUCAUGGGAGGGUUUUCCAACUACGAAAAGGCUUUCUUCAUUGAGCGUUACCUCCAGGAACAUCCGACGGACCAGGAUAAGAUAGAGUUGCUCAAGCAGCUGAUUGCUCUCCAGAUGCCUCUUCUGGCACAAGGGAUCCGAAUCCACGGCGAGAAGCUGACAGAUAAUCUACGGCCCCUUCAUGAAAGGCUGGUGUCCUGCUUCAAGGACCUGAGAAGCAAAGUGGAGAAGCUCUACGGAACAAUCACUUUGCCUGCCAGCUUAACAGACCGGAAGUUGAGCCGAGCUGGCUCCGUGGUGGUCCCUUACAUCACGUCGGCAACAUUAAGAAGAUUGUCCUCUGUCUCCACUUCCUCCUCGGGAAGCAGCAGCUCCAGACCUGGAUCUGAAGGGUCGAUCCCAGAACCAGUUCCGCACAGACGCGCCUCCCUUAUCUCUCGGCAUGAGGAUGUCGGUGAUAGAGACGAGAGUGAUAAUCGGGCGAUGAAGUUCAAGCAUACACGGGAGGGUUCUGUUAACCCCCUGAGUUUGGCCAACAAGUGCCAGCGGCCCAAAAGUCUCCAGUUGUCUGAUGGACGAUUGACUCUCCACAAUGCAUCUCCAAUCCAAGGAGGGACACCCCUCAGCCCUUCCCCAAUAACCCCCAAAACUCCAAGAACGCACAGCUUUCCUUCUCUCUCUUCUCAUGCUGAAACGACCGCACAGAUGUUGGGGUGCCCUCCUCCACCUCCCCCCAAAUGCAGAUCAAAUGAGGGGAGCCAGCGCCUGUCAGUGGAGAUCGCACCCCCCUUACCGAAACGCGAGGAGAUGAAACCACCGACCCCUCCUCCUAAAGUCAGAAAAUCCAGUGUAAUCCAUGAUCCUGGAGUCUGAUGGCCUUGUGGCCGGUGGUAGAGAAACCCUCUGAGAAGACUUCCUUCUACCUGCAUUUCCAAGUCCUUCUGAUGGACAACCCAACCAGAAUAUAUAUCCAGGGAUAAGUUCUGGACUGGACGUGAUCAUUUGCAUUCCUAAGAAUGUUCUGGGUCCAAGAAAGAAGUCCGUACCAGUACCGGGGUGUAUGGCAUAAGACUGAGACUCUACCGGGGGAGUGCAUGUAUAGCGUGGGGUAUAACUGAACAACUACUACACCUCCAGUGGCUUGAUUGCUUUAACUUUCAAACCAUUCAAUAUGGCUGCUCUAUGGUUCAUUUCACAGACUGUUCUUAUCGGUAGAACCCAUGGAAACAUCAUUUGCUCCUGGCAGGUAUUCCUAGGCAGCCGAAAUAUUCCUUAUUUUCAUAUACACUCCAUUUAUUACACCCCGAGCAGUCCCCUGUCCUGGAUGUCCCUGUGGGUCUGAUAUUCAUUAUCUCCGCUGAUACCAGUGGACUCAGAAGAGCAGAAAGAUGGAAGCCAUUCCUUUGCUGCUGGUCACAUUCCUUUCUAAUGGAAGUAUUCGGUGCCUUGGUUUCUGCUUCGCACACAGACGGUCCCAACCUCACCUGGUUAUGGAGACGAGGGAAGGGGGGGGAACCUGUUUUUAUUUUGCUUUUGAUGGAGAGAGAUUUAUGCAUUAGAGAUAUCUGUAAAUAGACUUUUGUUCACAACACCCAAUGGUACACAGAGAAUUGUAUAUUACUUUGUAUUAUUUAUUCACUAAUUUUAACUCUUUGCGCAUUGCUGUCCCGUGUAGAUAUCAGCAGAGCCUUAUCUGAUACACAGAAAGUACAGAAAACACUCUAUUCCAUUCUAUAUGACUGCGUAGUACUUGUUAAAGGCACAGCGAUAUAGAAAUUUCAAGGAGGUCCAUGGGACAUUAAUAGAUCCUUUCCAUAAGUGAACAGAGUCCGAGAUAUUUGAAGCUACAUUUGUGGCACGGUCUUAUUUUCAGCUAUAAAAUGCCUAUGCCACCUCUAGGAGGGAUGCCGAAUUAAAAUCCCUGCACCAUUUGAAAGAUUUGAUGCUGCCGAAUAUUUUGGUGCUCCUCCUAAAGAGAAACUAUAACCUCCCUGCAAAAAAGUUAUUUUUUUUCCUUUUUAGUUUUCAUAAUAUUUGCAGUUUUGCAAGACGUACCCUAAAUUUGUAACAGGAGCAUCUUUUGCUGCUGGCUGGACAGAACUCUUGAGGCUUGAGUUGAUGAUGCUGGAGGCAUCUAGUGCUGCUUCUUUGAUCAGGUCUAAUGCUUAUUGUGACUAAAGAGCAGGAUCUGAGCAGAGAAGCAUCAGAAACAACAUCCUGCAUCAGUAACUUAAGCUUUUGCGGUUCUUCCUGCCUGGACAAGACAGUAUUGCAGUGCUCCAGAUACAAAUUUGUGAAAUUAUCAGUGUAAAACUGAUCCCAAAUCCUAAUUUGCAUAUGCAAAUUAGGGGUGAUAAGGGGAAAACAUUUUUUACUUCCUUGUUUUGUGACAAAAAGUCACUCAAUUUCCCUCUUUGCCCCUAAUUUGCAUAUGCUAAUUAAGAUUCAGGUUCGGCCAGGCAGCAGGAUUCGGCCAAAUCCUACUGAAAAAGGCAGAAUCCUGAACUGAAUCCUGGAUUCGGUGCAUCCCUAUGAAAAACAAAAAGGCUAACGACUAAAUAUUACUCCGUGAAGUUUUAAUGUUAUUUGGACGGGUAUAGUUCCCCUUUAAUAUCAUGUGACUUAUAGUCAUGGCCCACUGAUAAAUGUAUGCAAUGUUCUUGUUCACAGUUAAAAAUAUACAUUUAGAUUCUGUUCCGGGAUUUCCCAAACUCUUUGUGAGGGAUUCAGAGUUCAGAAAUUAUAAAUUGGUGCAUCACUGGCUUUAAAGGGAUACUGACACUUUAUUAAUUAUCAUUGGAAUCUCAUCCACCGGACCCGACCCACUAAGGAGCCCUCAGAAAGUCAUUUGCACAGGGGUUAUUGGGCAGCAACUCCUCUUUCAGCAUUUCCUUUCUGAACUACAGCGAGUGCCAAAGAUUCCCAAACACAACAUUCCAACAGAUCUCAGCGCCGCUACUUUAUUGCAAAGAGAAUUGGUUUGAGGGUGCUGGGAGUCCCUGCUGCAUAAACCUAAAGGGAACCGUAAACAUUAAAGCUUUAGGGGGACACUAGUUAAAAAAAGGGCAAACCUGUACCUGUUGCACUACAUCUCCCAGCAACCUCUCUGAGAGCUAAAGGGGGUUGCUAGAAAUUCUAGCUGAGCGUGUGUUGGAGAGCUGCAGGUUUCCCCUUUGUGCUGUGUAGUUAUAGGUGAUUAAUGGGGAAGUAUACAGUAUAUAUUAAACAUCUUGUGUCUAUUUCCAUGAUAAGGACAUGGUUUAUUGUAUUGUAACCCUUUGUUCGUACUCUUGCACUGAAAUAUAGGAGUGAGGGCUGCCAUGUUGCUUCGCUGCAGCUGAUGCCUUUGCUUUAGGCUGGAAAAGCCUUGUCUCAACUAGUCAGUCCUGUUUUGUGUUGCAUUUAAUUAUGUGCUUUCUGGUUUCUCCUCUCCCCACCCAGGCCAGCCGGUUGCUCGAUGCAGUGAGCUGACCAAACACAAAGCUUGGGGCUGAACUGGAGCAACGUCUGCUCCACUAGGCCGAUGUUUUACUGGGAGAGGUCGCUCACAUUCAUUAACAUUGUGUCCCAGUCAGGUGCAUCUAGACAGGGAGCUUCCUCGACUCCAGUCCUAGUCACCCGUAGUAACCAAUUAGCUGGAAGCAUUUACCGGUCUGUUUAAAUGGUUGCUAUGGGUUACAAGGCCUUUUAUUCGCUUCCAUUCCUGGCUUCUUCCAGUAUGUAGUGGUCCGUCAGUGUGUAUUAAUUGAUCUGUAAAUGUCAUAGUAAGCUCUGUAUUAAAUCACCUGCCCCAAUGACACAGCAUUAACCCUGAGGCUUCACACCCUGACCAAUCAGCACGGGCCUGCAUGUGGAGCCUUACAGCUCGGAGGAGUGGAGAUGCAGAAGUUACUAAGGCUCUAAACCCUCCCCAGCUGCUUUGUGCCUUCGACUUUCUUUUAUUUGGAAACUGGGUGCCUCUUGUUCAUUUUCUGUGGAUUUUAUGCAAUUUAUUUAUUGCUAGUGAGCAAAAAGAGAAAAGAAAACUGUGUGUCCUUUAUCCAAUGGAAGGAUUGGGAUGUAUGUUAUUUUUAUUGGCGUUCUCCUUGCAUGGUAAAUCGAAGCCUAACACUGUAAAGUUUUGUAUGGAGAUGACCCAUAUUUGAUCAUUUUAUGGUACUCUGCUGCCCCCUGGUGGGCCCUGGGGCAAAAUAAAGCUAAUACACAAUG